Puccinia graminis f. sp. tritici CRL 75-36-700-3 is the source of this 1221-nucleotide messenger RNA. RefSeq lists its product as uncharacterized. The coding region runs from base 1 to 1221 and encodes 406 amino acids. Lineage: Eukaryota; Fungi; Basidiomycota; Pucciniomycetes; Pucciniales; Pucciniaceae. The record is from RefSeq and is a predicted model, not a curated record. The transcript has 4 exons.
AUGGAUGGGCCGGAGGUAUUCAGUGUUGCUGGCCUCAAGAGAGGAUCUGAUUACGACGGUGACAGAAGCUUGAACUCCCAGGCCAUCAACUUCUUAAAUUCUCAGCACCAACAGUCAUACCAGCAGGUGGUUGACUUCGAUCUUCACGCAGUCUUCUUAAUGCAAGAAUUUCGAGCAGAAGAUACCAUUCAACAAAUCAUUACUAUGAUCAGCACCACUUUCACCGAAGAAUACCCACCAAAAAACACCCUCCAACAGCAGUUGGUCAAUGCAGCCAAAUUAGUCAACCAAAGGAUCCAAAACUACGAACAGCAACCUCACAUGCCGAAGCCAUUUUGCCUCAGGUUCCCAACUUACAGUGAUGUUCUUAAGCAUUGUAUGGAGUUGCAGGAUAAAUGUGAGGUAUUACCAAACCAUAAAAUGGUUAUUCUGAUUGAUGAGGGAGGUCGCCGGGCAACAGAUAGACUAGAUCAAUUUGUUAAUGAUAAUGUUCUUCAAAGCGUGGAGGCUCCAAUGAUCCAAUCUGGCGAAAUGUCUAAUCAGUUUCCGACUUCCCAGUUCCCACUUUCCACCAAGAACAAAGGGGAGAUAAGAGCCAGGCCGGAAGCCAAGAAAUCAACUUGCUCUUUCCAAGCAUAUGGAUUUGGGUUGGGCAGUCCGCUUUCGGCUGGAGCUGCAGACAAAACAAUCAAGUUUGCCACCUAUAGCAUCAAGAAAAUCGACCUACAAGGCCACGGGGACCAUUGGAAAUCUGAUCCUAAGCCCAAUCUUCCAGAACCACUCAGAUCCGACCCUGGUCCUACAAUGCGAGGCCUGGUGGAACUUCGACAUGACAUGGUCUUCUACCAUAGGAUAUCUUACUGGAUAAAUAAAGUAUUUUUACCAGAUGCAUCUUCCAUUGCAGAAAGUGCAGUGAAGUACUUGGAAAAGAAGGCAUCAACCACGGUGAAAGAGUCUAUUCAGGUAGAAAAAAAUAUAAUCAUUGCAGGCUUGCACGGCUAUUCCUUUCACGGUCCAUUUCGCAUUCUCUUCCAUGGUGUUUCCCAGUUCCACUUCACAGAAGACAUUACAGACCCAAGACGAUAUUCAGUUGCCAUGUGGAGUAAAGAUGGACAUCGGUACCCGUUUGGAGGUACCCGGCACCUGUUUGCCUGGUACCGCCCGUACCCUCCUGGCACCUGCGAGGGGGUGCCAGGUGAGGUACCUGGUGUCCAUUUCUGA